Messenger RNA from Ipomoea triloba (trilobed morning glory), 646 nucleotides. Its product is annotated as transcriptional regulator SUPERMAN-like. Lineage: Eukaryota; Viridiplantae; Streptophyta; Magnoliopsida; Solanales; Convolvulaceae. The transcript has a single exon. The record is from RefSeq and is a predicted model, not a curated record. Bases 36 to 638 code for a protein of 200 amino acids.
AUCUUUAAAUGAAACACUAUUAUUAGCAUAUAUCUAUGGCUGCUCACCUUGGCCUUGCUUCCCUAUCCCAUUCCCAACUCCAAAAUUUUGCUCAAUCUCACCACACCCCAGCGCCGCCGCCGGAUUCCGCCUCGACGGCGAUGUGGAACCCUAGAAACACGGCGGCAAAGGAGGAGGAGGAAGAGGAUUCUUGGGAGAUUAAAGCGUUUGAAGAGGACACUAGCAAUGCUACGUGGCCGCCGAGGUGUUACCCUUGCACCUUUUGCCGGCGGGAGUUUCGCUCCGCCCAAGCCCUCGGCGGCCACAUGAACGUCCACCGCCGGGAACGCGCUCGCCUCCAACUCCCCACCACCACCACAAACGCCGCCGCCGGCCUUUGCCUCCUCUACUCCUUGCCAAACCCUAACGCCGCCGCCGCCGCCAACACGAAUUCUUCCCCGCGCCUUCUCUCCGUUUCGCCUUUCGCGGCUAAUAGUUUUCCGGCGACGCCCCGUAUAACCUCACCUAUCCACCCAUCUGUCUCCGGUGACAAAUCCAACAACAAAAAUUACAGUUUUGGGACUCGAAGGAGAGAGCCCGCCAUUGUAGAGGAGCUAGAUCUCGAGCUUCGGCUUGGAUGCAGCUCAUCAUCACCAUGAAAGGCAAA